AUGAGUGCAUACGAUGACUUCUUUGCUAGAGCGCAUAUUGGUGAUAAACCAGUACUUCCUAAGCCAGCAAAUGUAAUGGGUUCACCAGAUAUUCAACCUGUCGGUACCGAACCUAUUGCUAAUCCGAACGAAUAUUUUAUUGGGAAAGAUGGGAAAGAGGAGGAAUACGAAAAAGAUAAAGGCACUGACAUCACGAAAGGAGAACGAAACUAUAUUUAUCUCCGUGGUUCCUCAACCUUAGAAACAGAAGGAUACGCUGAACUCUACUUCGUACCGUCGUCAUUAGUUAUGCAUCCAAAUGCAACUGAUCAACAUAACUGCCUUGUAUCACGCUUUGUUACAGAAAGGAAUCCAAAUGAGGUGCCAACAGACUUUUCUGAUUGGAAUGCUCUCAUUAAAUGGGUACAGGAGUCACCCGGAAUAGGCUGGCGAAAUAUACAUUUUGCUGAUCCUAAAUUGCCAGAGAAAGAAACAAUAGUAGAUCUAAAUAUCCCACAUGGGUGGGAUAUGCAUAGUGCUCUGGUAUAUCUCGAAACAGUUGAUAUGCCUGUCGGAGUAACCGUGUCAUUCUUUUCGGUUGAUAUUAACCCUCCUUUCAAACUCGAGCCGCAGGAGAUUACUUACCCGAAUCAAAGUUUUUUUGUUAUAGCAAGUUUGCCUACUGGACACACAGGCAAAGUCACUUAUAAAUAUGUAACGAAUAGCAAAACUAUACCAGAUGAUGCUAAACUUCAUCUUAAAAUUGGAAAGUUAACUCCCAUUGGUUCCGUAACAUCUGUUUUCAAAAGCAGUUAA
Racocetra persica is the source of this 795-nucleotide messenger RNA. Lineage: Eukaryota; Fungi; Glomeromycota; Glomeromycetes; Diversisporales; Gigasporaceae. The record is from the annotation of a GenBank genome assembly.